Molecule: messenger RNA, 1261 nt
Organism: Anopheles coluzzii
Lineage: Eukaryota; Metazoa; Arthropoda; Insecta; Diptera; Culicidae
Product: lipopolysaccharide-induced tumor necrosis factor-alpha factor homolog
Exons: 2
Coding region: 733-1026 (97 amino acids)
Molecular function (GO): zinc ion binding
Source: RefSeq, a predicted model, not a curated record
AACAAAAAGUAACCAAGGUUGCGACGGCCGUUUCCAGAGAAGAAUGAGAUCACUUCGUUCUGGGUCCACCGUGAGUCUAGCAAACUAUUCUGAACAAACCGAAACACUUUAAAAGUUACGAUCGAAGGAGCUAAUUGCCAACGAAAUCGAUUGUGCUAAUGGUACUUUGAAUUUACCACAAAGAAAGUACACUAAACUAAAACUACACAAAAAAUACUUUCCUGCUUGCCGCGUAUGAACAUCUCACAAAUGCCCUCGCUAUCCUUAAUUGAUAAGAGCAAAUGAAUCGUUUGUUUAUAAUAAUACAAUGAAGCAAACUGGGGUGUAAACAAACUCUGAUUUAAAUUACUUCGUGCUAGAUCAACUCGUUCGUUCCCUUCUGUAGGCUUUGGUAGGACGCGCUGCAAACAUCGAUGAGAAUGCGAUCAUUUUCUGCUGUCGAUAGCACUUUACCAUUUCUCCUCUUUCGGCUUCGUUCGGGCUGUGGACACAAUAACGAGAUUUUUUCUCGCUCUCGCCUUUACAGACAUUUACACAGACGACCCUUUUGUUUUGUUCUCCACGAAUGGCGUGUGGCAUAUGUUUUGAAAGCAUGAAUUCUAGCAGCGUAUUACGACAAUUCGUGCCUGGCUGCAUCGUCAAUUUUCUGCAGCGUUUCAGUUGUGCUGCGCCAGUCCAGCAGAUUAGUGCUCUCAUUCCUGUAAUUCAGCAUUUUGCUUUCAUCAAAACCCUAUGUCAGUCCCACUGGAUAAGAUGGAUCCAUCUCCACCGUACGUUCCACCAACACGUGUCGUGUCGGCUACGACUGGUCCCGAACCGGCACAGGUUGUGUGCCCAUCGUGUCACGCCGAGAUCGUUACCCAAACCGAGCAAGAGGCAAACACCAAAACGCACAUCUACGCGCUGUUGCUGUGUUUGGCCUUGUGCUGGCCGUGCGUGUGCCUGCCGUACUGCUGUACCUCAUGCCGGGACACUGUACACCGUUGCCCUCGCUGCAAAUCGUUCAUCGGUGUGUAUCGGCGCUAAAGUUUCGGCGGUCGUCGAAAGUUUUCUAACAUUGGUGCCAUUAAGUGCGAUUAACAACCAGAACAAACACCUGCAGAAGCCGGUGCAUCAACGCUAGAAGAGCUUUUUAGACAGCGUUUUAAUCUUUAAUUCAUGUAAUAUGCAGCGGUUGUAUAACAUAACGUUAAAAAGAAGAGAAAUGUGUUUCAUUAACUGACAAAAUAUAAUAAAUAGUUCUUCACUUCAACACGGUAAA